Molecule: messenger RNA, 2271 nt
Organism: Ruditapes philippinarum (Manila clam)
Lineage: Eukaryota; Metazoa; Mollusca; Bivalvia; Venerida; Veneridae
Exons: 10
Coding region: 89-2044 (651 amino acids)
Source: RefSeq, a predicted model, not a curated record
GGGUUAAUUUGCGAUAUGUAUAUAGUUGAUUUGUAAAUAUUAACACACUUAUUAUCUACGGUUUUAAAGAAAGCAUAACUUGAUUGCAAUGAUUAUUACUUUUGUUUUGGCUUACUUGGAAUUAGCGUAUGCAGUUCGCGUGGUUAAGUUCGGUUUAUCAGAUGGCAAUGUACCAGAGAAAGGCAAAGACAUAUCAAUGUUAUGUGAGGUUGAGAUUUCAGUAGAUGAUGGAAUUCAGGCAUUAAACAUAUUGAAAGAAGACACAAAAAUUGCCGACUGUUUUUUUAAUGCAGGAAAUAUACCAUGUAGUAAGGCACAUGGUGUUUCAACAAGAUACACAUUUACAAACAAUCAACCAUCUGUGAAUAUCUCAAUAACAAAUUUACAAAUAUCAGAUGGUGGAAACUGGUACUGUGGUUUUCAAACGACAAGCCAUACACUGACUUUGAUGAUCUAUUCGUCUCCGGAUAGUGUUGUAUUGAGUGGAUCACAUAGACCCGAGGAUCUAUCUAUAAAAGGAGUAGAUUUUACCUGCCAAACCUCCAACUGUAUUUAUCCAGCGCCGUUAAACUACCAGUGGUUUUACAAAAGUGGUGAUACAUGGAUAUUGUAUCAAAAUUCUUCUCCUACACAUUCAGACACAACAUGUAGUGGCAAUGAAAAGGUGUAUCAUUCCACGCUAAGUUUUGCAAGAAACACCGUGUGGCCAUUACAUCCAGUUAAUGCAGAUAUCACAGUAAAGUUUCAGUGUAGACUGGAUUUUCCAACCCUGACGUCAUCAUUACAAUCUACUGAUUCCAAUAAUGUGCGAUAUGCAGUACAAGUAACGUCAGUUACUCUCAAUGAUGGAAACAAAACUCUUUUAAGUUCUGAAACAAUUGUAAUGAUAAAUGGAUCAAGUAAAACAUUUACAUGUGCAACUGGCACUAGUAGACCUGUGUCAACAAUUGUCUGGUAUGUUGGAUCAACUUCUGUACAACGCAGCACAAGCACAGCAUUUACAUACACUGCAGGACUUGAGGACAAUAACACAACUCUGCGUUGUAAAGCAUUCAACAUUCAGGAUGAAGCAAAUGCUGUAUCAUCCACUACUCCAAGUUUCCGGAUUUUAGAACGAACAAUAGUUAAAUCGUUCUUCAUAGGACAGAAUGAAAGCCAAACAAAUGCUAUAUUUGACGAACAUGAAGUUGAUAUUCAAUUCACAUGUGUCGUAAGUGGAAUUCCUGCCUCAGAGGUUUAUAUAAUUUUCAGAGACGAAAUUAUUGCAAAGCAGUCUAAUACAAAUAAAUUAAUUUACAACCUUCAAGAUAUUGGUUGCACUAAAAGUGGUAUUUAUGUCUGCAAGGGAAUCGAUGCUUUUGGUACUUCAACAAAUAAGACAUCUUCUGUAUAUAUAGAAUGUUCUCCGCGACCAUUACGACAGGUUUUUCACAAUGUGACAAGCAGUCUUGGAGUACCAGUAAGGCUCUCAUUCAUAGCUAUCGCCUAUCCCGAACCUGGUCCUAAAGGAUUUUUAUGGUCAAAGGAAGACAGGCAUAAUUGGGUUUCUUUAUUGAGUAACGAAGAUUUUCAAAUUUCAUCAUCUGGAUUGGAGACAAAUUUAACAAUCUUGAAUGUAUCUCAGGAACAUUACGGGAAAUAUCGUGUAACUACUGUGAACAGAAUCGGUUCAUAUGACCAGAUAAUGUUUUUAUCAGAGACAUCAGAGACAGAUCACAAACCUGACAUCUGCAAAAGUUGUACAGAGACAAGAACGUUCACAGCGUCAAUAAUACUCGGGGUAGUAUGUGUCGUUUUGGUUGGAUAUGCAACAGGUCUAACCAUAUUGUACAGACGAAAUAUAUCUAAGAAAGGUGCAGCCGCUAUCAUACAUGGAUCUAACUCUAAAACUGGGAAUGACAACACGAGGAAUACUACCAAUAUUAGCGAAGUGGAACACUUUGAAAGUAAUGCAGCAGAAAUUGACGAGGAAUCUUCUAAACAAUAUACAGAGCUUACACCAUAUUCAAACGAAGGGGCAGCGUAUGAACAAUUACAAACUUAAAUUAGACUUAAAACAUUUGCUUCGUUUUCUUUUUCAGACGCUGCGGUUUUAUCUAAAUUUGAUGCUGUUUUCAAGAUUAAUUAAAUAUCCUUAUUUAUAGUGUACAUAAAAGUCGUUAUGACUUGUGUUUUUGCAGAUAUUGCUUUAAGCAUUUGAAAUUGAUAACGUAUAUGUGUUCAUUAUUAUUAUUAUGUAAAAAACUUAAAUAAUAAAUCUUUCUUACUCUU